Molecule: messenger RNA, 3575 nt
Organism: Paramisgurnus dabryanus
Lineage: Eukaryota; Metazoa; Chordata; Actinopteri; Cypriniformes; Cobitidae
Product: snRNA-activating protein complex subunit 4-like
Biological process (GO): snRNA transcription by RNA polymerase II; snRNA transcription by RNA polymerase III
Cellular component (GO): snRNA-activating protein complex
Molecular function (GO): RNA polymerase II cis-regulatory region sequence-specific DNA binding; RNA polymerase III type 3 promoter sequence-specific DNA binding
Source: RefSeq, a predicted model, not a curated record
UGGAACUUUUAUUUUGAAAUAUCAGGAUUGAUAACGCACUUAUAACUCGAGACUGUUAGUUACCUUAAUUACGAACACGCAUCCAAAACGUUAAUGUUGAGUUUCAUUAAGAGCAAGACUUUCUUAACAGUUUAACAUAACCAUAUUACUCGGUGCUGCUGUGUUUAAUUGGUCGCUAAAGUUUUUAGGUCCAAUUUAUCUAUCAUGGCAACAAGUGACUUGCUGGUUGAGAGAGACAAAAUCCAAAAGGAGAUUUUUGCUAUUGAGAUUUCUUUGCGGGCAGAUGGAGGAAACAUCACAGACCUGUUGUCACUCGAUGCCAGUAGCGAUGAUGAAUCUGUUGACAGUGGACCUGCAGUUAAUGAAGCGGUGCACGAUGAUCUAGAGACAGAACGCCAACGCAUUCAGAGAGAGAUCGAGGAAUUAGAGAAUACACUUGGUGUUAAUGGAGAACUGUUUGACAUUGAGGAAGAAAGUGAACACGACAGCGAUUUUAGCAAUGAGGACAGAGUUGAAUUGGAUCUUCCUCAAAAUAUAGAGACUUGCCUACAAAUUAAUUUGGUCUAUCAGGAGGUGCUUAAAGAAAAACUAUCUGAGCUGGAGACGCUUCUGAGAGACAACCAGCAGCAGCAGAAAGAGAUGGAAGGUCAGUUGUCUGGUCCAACCACCUAUAGCUCUUCUUCACCCGGAGGAAUCCCUAUUCAGAAACUAUUUCUUGGAUAUUUCAUGAAGCCUUAUUUCAAAGACAAACUCACUGCUCUGGGACCUCCAGCAAAUGAUGAAACCAAAGAGAGGAUGAGUCAUGCCACCAGACCCAUUUGUGAGCUGAAAAUAAAGAGAUGGGAGGUUUGGCAGAAGGCUUUGCUGACCAAUGCUGUGGCCACGGACACUAUGAAACGAAUGCUAAAGCCCAAACUUUCCAAGCUGGACUACUUGAGUGGCAAGAUGUCUAAAGCUAAAGAUAAGGAAAAGGAGGAGAUGAAAAAACAAAUAGAUUUAAUACAAGAAGAUAUUGCAGAGAUUAGCGCAAUGACAAAAGAACAGCUGCUGGGUGAUCGCAAUGACGACCAUGACUGGGAGAAAAUAUCCAACAUUGAUUUUGAAGGUUUACGCCAUGCCGAUGAUUUGAAAAGAUUCUGGCAAAACUACUUGCACCCCUCCAUUAACAAGACCGCAUGGAAACAGGAGGAAAUUGAUAAGCUGAGAGAAAUUGUACAAGAAUACAACUGUUGCCAUUGGGAUGAAAUUGCAGAGGCUCUUGGGACCAAGAGAACAGCUUUCAUGUGUUUCCAGACUUAUCAACGCUACAUUUCAAAGACCUUCAGAAGGAAAGGGUGGACUAAAGAGGAAGACCAGAUACUAAGAGAACUUGUGAAAAAAAUGAGAGUCGGAAACUUCAUUCCUUACAUGCAGAUGUCGUACUUCAUGAUGGGUCGUGAAUCAUCACAAUUGUUAUACCGUUGGACAUCUUCUCUCGAUCCCUCUAUAAAGAAAGGCCCUUGGUCAAAGGAAGAAGACCAGUUGUUAAGGAAUGCUGUCGCCAAGUAUGGCACAAAAGAAUGGGGAAAAAUCAGAACAGAAGUGCCAGGCAGGACAGACGGUGCUUGUCGUGACAGGUAUCUUGAUUGUCUUCAGGAGAAUGUCAAAAAGGGUGCUUGGAGCAUAGAGGAGGUGGAGCUACUAAAACAAAAAGUUGAGAAAUAUGGCGCUGGCAAGUGGACAAAAAUUGCUUCCGAGAUCCCAAACCGUAUUGACACCCAGUGCCAGAGCAAGUGGAAGCAACUAACACAAAUUAAUCAAGGCUAUAGCAGAAAAAGGAAACCAGUUCAACAAGUGAAGUUAACCUCAACAGUUCAACAAGAAACAAAGAGACGAAAGGUGAUACAGAAAAAAAUGAAAGCGAUCAAAAUCACUUUAAGCUCCGAGGAUGGAAAGCAAGUAAAAGUUGAAUAUAAGGAUAGUGAUGCUGAAGCAGAUGUCCCUUCACAUGAGGAUUUACUGCAGGAAACACGAGUCAAGGACUACAUACAGCCAGACAUAAAGAAUUGGAUUCCUUUAAAUACAAAGCCAUCGGUUUGUCCUGUAGGAACUGUUAGGACUCUAUGGGUGAGUCUGUCCACCAAUGGGGAUGAUCUAAAGGAACCUAAUAAACCAACUACCAGUGGUCGCAAUCGAUCGAAGAACAGCAUCUGUCCUCCAGUCGAGCCCAGUCUGGUCCGCAAUACCAAUUUAGACCAUUUUGGAAACGUGGAGAGAACUUACGUGGGGAUUGAUGCUACUGUCUUGCCGAACCCGGCUGACAAUGAGAAAACCUUGAUUAAGGUGCCUGCGAAUGAUGUUAAACACUUAAUGCAGGGGAAGGCAACAUCUGUAAAUAAAAAGGACAAAAGGAAAUCUCCAAAAGAUAAAAAGAAAAGACAAGCCCAGAACUGGUCCAGCCUUAACUAUGAGCUCCUUAAAGGGAUCACCCCAUGGAUUGGUAAUGUGAUACUGCCUGUGGAAGCAAAUAAACAGAAGCUUUGUGAAGCUGAAAUCAUUGGAAGAAAAGCAGCAGAGAUCCCUCUCCUGAAGACACAAGUGUUUUCAUUUUUCUUCAAAACUCUCCACAUCGAUGCAGAGGCUUGCAAGAAUGUCAUUAAAGUUCAGCAAAAAAGAAAACUUAGGUUUUUGUGCCAUACAAGUGGUAAAGGAUCAAAUUUUAUGCCAGGGUCUAAAUCCAAACCCCAAACCGUGCCUCAAGUUGGAAAACCAAGUGAACCAUCAAUCUCUAUUCCUGAUCUUCCCUCUGAUACUUUGAACUUCGAUACAAACUUAUUAUUUUUUGAUCAUCAAUCUGAAGUAAAUGACUGGAUGAAUGGAAACGGUGGAAUUUCACUGCCACAUCUAGAGAUCACUUUGCCUUACCUCCCACCAUCUGCUGCCAGUGUCACAAAACUGACUUCAUUGCUCAAGGCUAAACAAUCUCUGCUUACAGCUGCAGCACAUAUCUUACCACACGACUACCAGAAUGGCAAUGGAGAGAAAGAACAAGAAGAGGGCAUUCACAAACUGGUUGCAGAAAGGUUUGCCACAAAUCCAGCAUACCUGUGGUUAAAAGCUCGAUUCUUGUCAUGCUUUACCUUACCUGCCCUUUUAGCCACCAUAAACCCAUACAAGAAUUGGGAAUUGCCAGAUUCACCUCUAUGUAAUGACGAUCCAGUUAUGGACAAGCAUGUGGGAGAAAAUAACGAGGCACCAGCUGCAAUGACUGAUCUGACUACAAAUGAAAACUAAGCUUUGGAAACGCAAUUUUCAGGAAUUUGUACAAACAGGAAACAUCAAUAAGGCAGAUUACUUUUUUAAUCAUAACCAAUUACCCUAGCAUUGAGACUAAAGUUACGUUAUGUAAUGCUUUAACAUGUAUUUUCCUAGAUAUCAGAGACCAUUUUUUUUUGUUAGGGAAAUUCAAAGUAGGUUCUGGCUAUUUUGAAUGAAGAAAAAAUAGGUUAUGGUUUUGUACAUAAGCACUGUUGAAUUGUUUAUAAAAAAAAAUUCUGUUAUGUUUUUGAAUAAAAUGUAUUGCUAAGUCAUGAAAA